This is a messenger RNA of Cladophialophora yegresii CBS 114405, 2289 nucleotides long. RefSeq lists its product as uncharacterized. The transcript is spliced from 2 exons. The record is from RefSeq and is a predicted model, not a curated record. The coding region runs from base 1 to 2289 and encodes 762 amino acids. Gene Ontology annotation, biological process: RNA catabolic process; mitochondrial RNA 3'-end processing. Gene Ontology annotation, cellular component: mitochondrial degradosome. Lineage: Eukaryota; Fungi; Ascomycota; Eurotiomycetes; Chaetothyriales; Herpotrichiellaceae. Gene Ontology annotation, molecular function: ATP binding; hydrolase activity, acting on acid anhydrides; RNA helicase activity.
AUGCUUGCUCUUCCCACUCGGCGGGGGCAAUGCCUUUUCUGCUCAUUUCGGGCCGCCUUUGCGGCUGUGCCCAAGCGACAACUUGAGUUCCAACGCAAAUCCUUCUCCAGCACGUCGAGUCGCAGAGAGCGGACACAGCACAGAUCCUCGCCACCUGUUCGCUCAAUCCGCUCCGACAAGAAGCCUACCCGCACGGUUCGACGGCCACCCAGGCACUUAGAUAUCUCACCCGAACAGGCGAGCAGCCGCGUGCAUGCCAGCUUAAAUACGUUAAAGAAGCAACUGGAAACGACAACUGUGAGCCCAGACUCCGACGUCACGCAACUUGCCGCACUUGACCCUUUAGGGACGUAUUGGCCGGCAUUCAGAGGGCAGGUCCAAGAUAACAUUCAGUCACCAGGCGAGUCUGGCGAGGCAGGAUUCGAUGGAUUAAUGCAUGAUAUCGGACUAGCCCAGCAGGGGGGAUGGAAAACAGAACUCCCGAGAGUCCUGCACUUUGGCUUCGUUGAUUAUGUUUUGAUGAGAAAGGCACAAGACGUGCCGGAAGAGGGUUCUGCACUGGCAGAGCUGAAAUUUCCGACUGAGUGGUAUACCAACGCCCGGCAGGUCCAGAGAGAUGUUCAUCUGCAUAUUGGUCCCACGAAUUCAGGAAAAACAUAUACGGCUUUGAAGCGGCUAGAAGAGAGUGGCAAUGGAUUUUAUGCAGGGCCUCUCCGGUUGCUGGCGCAUGAGGUAUACUCGAGGUUUAAAGCCAAGGGAGUAUCAUGCGAUCUGGUGACUGGAGACGACGUGAGGCUGGAAGAAGAUCCGGAUACCAGACUAAGCGCUUCAACCGUGGAAAUGGUCGAUGUCGGCAAGCGCUGCGAGGUCGCCGUUAUCGACGAGAUCCAGAUGAUGGCCGACCAAGAGCGUGGUUGGGCCUGGACUCGAGCGUUUCUCGGUGCCAACGCGAAGGAAGUCCAUAUUUGCGGUGAAACGCGAGUACUUCCACUUGUGAGGGAGCUCACGGCUUCGACCGGGGAUAUUCUCCAUGUGCACGAGUACAAGAGAUUAAACCCUCUUAAAGUCAUGACCAAGAGUCUGCGGGGGGACUUGAAGAAUCUGCGCAAGGGCGACUGUAUUGUGGCCUUUUCCGUCAUGAACAUCCACGCCUUGAAGAAGCAGAUCGAAUUGGACACUGGUCGUCGGUGUGCUAUCGUGUACGGUAGUCUCCCGCCUGAGACUCGCGCGCAACAAGCCGCACUGUUCAAUGACCCAACCAACGACUACGAUUUCCUUGUUGCCAGCGACGCCAUUGGGAUGGGGUUGAACUUAAGCGUGAAGCGCAUCAUCUUCCACAGCGUGACAAAAUGGAACGGCACGGCACUGGUCAAUCUAUCAACUCCUCAAAUCAAGCAAAUCGGUGGCCGAGCAGGUCGAUUUCGAAACGCACAUCAAGCCAUGACCAACACGUCAGCUGGCUCUGAAGCUAAUGUCGGCCUCGUCACGACCCUGAACGACGAAGACUUGCCCCUGGUCAGGGCUGCUAUGCAAACAGAAGCUGCCCCAAUCAAAAGAGCCGGCAUGCUCCCACCAGGCGAAGCCAUGGAGGAGUUUGAGAGCCGCCUGCCGAAAGGCAUCCCAUUCGAAUACAUCCUGCGACGUCUUUGCGGCAAGGCGGCAAUGCACGACCGAUUCCGCGUUUGUAGCAUUCGUGAUCAGAGUCUGAUUUCUCGAACCAUCGAAUCCGUUCAGGGACUAAGUCUGACCCAGCGCAUGAUUCUGACUGCUGCACCAGCUACCACGCAUUCGGCGGCAAUGCACCAAGUCAUGAGAGCAUUUGCUCAAUUCGUGGCAGAUCGCAAGCAGGUGACGAUUGCAGACGUCCCCGAGGUCAAUUUGGAGGUGCUUGAGAAGCCAAUUUCCGGUGAGAGAGCAUACCUCGAAAGCUUGGAGGAUCUCCACAAGGCUCUGGUCCUGUACCUGUGGCUCAGCUACCGGUUCCUGGGCAUCUUCAAGGGCCGAGAAAUGGCCACGUACGCGAAGGAGAUGGCCGAACAGCGCAUCAAUACGUGCCUCUUGGAGUUUUCUGCAAACCCCGAUCUUCGCAAGAGGGUCCUGUCGUACAAGAAGCGGAUGACUCUCCCUCAAAUACAGACCGAACCAGACGCCACAACAGACGAGGAGUCGGAGCUAGAUGUACCAGGAGAGGAUACAGUGCUCCCGGUCGACUGGACUCGUGGGUCUGAGAGUAUCGAGUUUGAUGAUGAGACCCAGGCCUCUCAACCCGUUGGUGCAGCUCAGGGGUGA